Messenger RNA from Cannabis sativa, 528 nucleotides. Its product is annotated as protein FAR-RED IMPAIRED RESPONSE 1-like. Bases 1 to 528 code for a protein of 175 amino acids. The transcript has a single exon. The record is from RefSeq and is a predicted model, not a curated record. NCBI's taxonomy places the organism in Eukaryota, Viridiplantae, Streptophyta, Magnoliopsida, Rosales, Cannabaceae.
AUGUCUCAUGUUGCUUUGCAAAGUGGAGGUUACGAGAGAAUUCCAUGUCAACUUCAAGAUGUGUACAACAGGGUUGCUAGUGCCAAGCGAGAAGAGAAGAUAGAGACGGACUCAGAAGGGGCGCUGGGAUUUCUUGAUUGUCUCGCAGAGAAGGAUCCAAAUUUCUUCGUUGUCUAUCAGGUUGACGAGGAGAAUCAAUUGGCUAACUUAUUUUGGGCAGAUGGAAACUCACAUGUGGAAUAUGUGGCUUUUGGGGAUGUACUAGGGUUUGACACAACCUACAUGAAAAAUGAGUACAAUAAGCCUCUUACUGUUCUCAUUGGCGUCAACCACCAUUUCAACACAUGCAUCUUUGGGUUUGCGCUCCUCCUCCACGAGAAGCUUCCAUCCUAUUGUUGGCUACUUCAAAAAUUUCUCGAAUGCCGUGGAGAUAAGAAGCCAAAUGUUGUAGUUACUGACAAAGAUGUGGCCAUGAAACAAGCCAUCAUGGAACAAAUGCCAGAUGUUACACACCGUCUAUGCGCUUGA